UAGGUUUCUCCCUCGUGGCCCAGGGGCAAAAGGGCGUCAAGUGGUCUGAACUGAUAAAAAUUGUGAUGUCUUGGUUCGUCUCUCCACUGCUUUCUGGUAUUAUGUCUGGAAUUUUAUUCUUCCUUGUUCGUGCAUUCAUCCUCCGUAAGGUAACCUUUCUACUUACGACCUCUCGUGAGUCAUUCAGUCUUGUUCAGACUCCCUGGUAUUCUUUCAGAUGUGAGUGCUAUGUAAGUAUGUGGCUUUGGAAAGCUAAAAAGUUCUUUGUUCUGUACCUCCUGUAUGUUGUGGCUUUCUGUGAAAGAAGCAAGUUUUUAAUACCCUAGAGGGCAUUCAGGAAGGAAAAACUGGGUGGUUCUAUGGGCUGCCAAGAAAUAGGAGAGACUGGGAGUCAGAAAUAAGGGCAUUUGUUGUAGGGAGCUUUGUCUAGCCUUGAACAGGUUCCUGCCUUAUCUAAACCACUGUUACGUUCAGGACGAUUGGAAUUGUAACCAUUGAGUUCAGCAUGUCACAGUAUCCUGUGCUUUUAUAAGCUGCCACUUCAAUAGGUCUCUCCCCUGCUAAUUACUAACUGCGCAGAAGCUUCUAGAUGAGGCCCCUACUUGUAGGGCCUCUGCUUUCUCAGGUAGAAAGAGCAGGUAAGGCAGGUUGUUAGUUGGGGUUUUUUUGUUGUUUUGUUUUGCUUUGCUUUAAAAUUUGAGGUAGCCAUUGAAUUUUCUCACUAUUUGAAAAACCCUUUUGAGAGACCUAGUGGCUUUUUUUUUUUUUUAAUCAUAGAGUCUGAUCCUUGCUUCUCAGUAAAUGUAGACAACAAGGGAUUAUGUUGGCACUGGACUGAAUUACAGAAAGAAUAAAUGAAUUUCUCUCAGGAGACAGAGUUGUCCUAUUUUCUAGGUUGAAAGGCUCUUAAGAGUCCUUUGUUACGUUCUUUUAGAAGUCCCUAACCUGUAGAAAUCUGAGGGGAGGUAGGAACCUUAUCACAGUGGAAAGAGUAUGUUUAGACCCUACUUCUUGAUCUAGUUCUGAGAGUCUCCGGGGAAUGAUGUAUGUCUUUGUUACUUCAAUAAAAGUCCUUCCCUGACUCCUUCCUGAUUCAGUAUACUCACCAUUGCAUGUCUGGCAGAACAUGUUUAACAUGUUGAGCAUUAGAAAUAUCUCUAACUGGCAACUGACCUGGGCUCAUGGGGGCUCAUGGGGGCUCACGGAGACUGAACCACCAACCUGAGAACUUGCAUGGGACUGGCUUGGUCUUCUUGUGGGUCUCCUAAUAGUGGGAGCAGGGGCGGUCUCUGACUCUGUUGCCUGCCCUUGGGACCAUUUCUUCCUGGGUUGCCUUAUUCAGCCUACAUAGGAGAGAGGUGCCUAGUCUUGCUACAGCUCAAUUUGCCACUGACUGAUAUACAUGGAAGGCCUGCACAUUUCUGAAAGGGGCAGAGAGGAGAGAGGGGAAGCUGAUUGGGCUGUGAGGAAAUUAACUGAUUAAUUAAUAAUACAAGUAUUAGCAAAUAAAAAAGGAAACAUCUCUGGCUUGUCACAGUGUGACUGAGUAAACAGUUCACUGAUGCUCGAUGGUAUUCUUGCAUCCAGCAAGCAGGUAGAAUUAGCAGUCUGCCCAUUCCCCUAACUCUGUAGUAUAUGGUAAUUUGAUUCCCAUGAGUACUUAGUAAUCCAAGUUUAGUGUUCCUGUUAGAGCCAUGUAUCUCUCUCAGUGUGCCAGAAAACCAGAAUAAUUAAUUGGAUGUUGUUUGGAUUCCUUUUCUAUUAAUGUUUAUGCUGGCCCCUGUGAUUAUUGGGAAAUAGAUCAUUCUGAUUCUGAUGAGCCUCGUCUUCGCUGGUCUCAGUCAUUCCCUGAGUGGGGAACAGAGGUGCAAAGAGGGAUUUCUCAAUGUCCUGACCCUCUCAUUGAGGAUGUAUGGCAUGGUACUGGGAGUUCAAGUUGGCUAUGUUAACUAUUCUAUUUUAUGAGCUCAUGUAGCCCAGACUGGCCUUGAACUUCUGGUCCUCUUGCAUUCACCCCCCAAGUUCUUGGGUUACUGGUGUGCCGCCACUCUCAGCUUAGAGAAUAUUUCUUAUAAGAGUAUGCAAUGGGCAUGAUCAAGAAUGAUGGAUGUCUAAUACAUUGCUGACUUUGAGUUUCCUCCCCUCUCGCCUGUCAUAUGGUCAUAGUCUCUCAGUAACAGAAGAGGGACCCCUUCUUGUCUCCCUCUGUAUAACUGAGUGAGGUAUAUUCACGUAAUUUCCAAGUAAAGCUUGGUCCCAUUCUUUCAUAGAUUAGGCUCAAAAUAGUUCCCAGAAGUCUGUUGACUUGACUGAAAGACCUAGUGCAUAGCUGGCUUUAUCUCUGUUAUGUAUGUAAAAGACAAAUAGGUCACAUGAUAGAAAACCAUUUUAUGAAAAUCACUAGCCUAGUUACCUUUUGGGAAGAACUGGGAGGAGGCUAGAAGGGAGAGACCAUCCCUAUUUUUAUCAUUUUUCUUGACUCUAACAAGUUUUUUUUUUAAUCAGUUAGUGUAUUUCACAGUGUAUUAAGACUAGUCAUUCCCUACUCUGUCCCAAGCUAUAUACUCUUUAUUUUAAGUUUAUUGAUAUUUUCCAUUAAGUCUGUAGUGCAGGUUGACUUUGAACUGGGGGUGGGAGUGUCUUCGCCAUGUUCAGUGCUGUAUUACAGGUAUAUAGCACCUUGUCCACCUUUUGACCCCAAGGAAGAAAAUACACAAUGUAGGCAGCUUGUUACCUGAUGAGUCAAUUACUAAAUAGCUUUUGAAAAUUUGGUAGGAGAGUCCCUCCCUAAUGUCUACAGAAUUUUCUUGAAAUCCUGGGUUUGCUUGUGUACCUCAGACUUUUGUCUGCCUUUAGGUGUGGCCUGCAGCUAUUUAGUGACUCAGGGGUGAGUCAUGGGUUCUGUAGGUUGUUUCUGGUCUGCUGUCUCACUGCUAGUGUCCUGGUUUUCAGUGAGGGUCUAUACUGAUUUGAAAAGCCGUCCUUUAUGCGGGGCUUUGUGCUUUCUCUUUACCGGCACUGAUUUUUAAGCCACCCCUCCCUCUCCCCAAAGUCUUAACUUUGGAAUCCCGUUUGCACCUCUGUCUUGUCCUUAGGAUUUUCGUGGAACUGUGACAGGAUAGCUUUAAACUUUUGUACUGAAGAUUUGGCUUUUCUGGAGGGUCCGUGUUUCGUUCUUUUAAGUGUUUGACUUGGAGGUUUUUCUGUGGGAUUAUCGGUAGUGCAUGCUUGUUGUAAAGGGACCGGUUUUCAUUUUCAGUGACACCAACCUUUGGUGAGUCUUAAAGUCUCACAGCUUUGCCUUGGGGUCUUUGCUUAUAUCCCUGCCCACCCCACCCACUAGUGGACAGGUGGCUUACACUUACACUCUGAGACAUUCUUAUGUCAGCCUCACUCCCAAACUUCAUGUAUAUGCCUCCCUCCUUCAUCAGCAUCCUCUUGCCUGUUCUUUUUUUCCUUUGACGUGUUUGUCAGCGUGUUACUGUAUAGUAAAAUAUGACACUCAGUUAUGUGAAAAUGGGGACAUGGUCUGGUCCCUCCUCUACUUCAGGGCCCUAAACAGUCUUUCUUGACAGUCACUUGACUAAAUGGAUGACUAUGUUUAUAGCUGAUUUAGCUUUGCACUUUAAUAAAGCCUUAUGUCACACUGAAAUAUAUAUCUGUAUGUAUACACAUACAUACAUACAUAUAUAUACAUACAUAUGUGUGUGUGUCUGUGUAUGUAUAAGAUGGUUGUAUAUAGCCUGCACAUUUAUUUUUAAUUUUGGAGGCAGAACAUCAGGAAAUGAGUAUUUUAACUUGUUCUGUUUAUCUCUUCAGUACAGUACAGCCUGGGUCCCGUGUUCAGGUUUACAGAUGGACUUUGGAUAAUUCAAAGGAAGUGAUUAUUUGGCAUAUCAAUCUCAUCCUUGUUAUUAAGAAUAGGAAGAAAAUGUUACCUAUGGAUAGAAGGUGACAUUCACUUUCUUUUAGGGAACAAAUGCAGGAGAAAGCUCAGUUGCCUUUGUAGAAAUUAGGUAGGAGGCUGUUAGCACCAUGAUUCCACAGCAUGCCUUGCCACAGUGUGCUAUGGAAAUGGAUCUACAUUUACAACUUUUAAGAUACUGAUCUUAAUGUUUUACAGGCAGAUCCAGUUCCUAAUGGCUUACGUGCUUUACCGGUUUUUUAUGCCUGCACAAUUGGAAUAAACCUCUUUUCCAUUAUGUAUACUGGAGCACCGUGGCUGAAAUCUCCUAGAAGGUGGCUGGCCUGCGCCCAUUUCAGAAGGCUGCAGGCUAGUUGCUGGGCUUUGACAAACUUCCUCUGUGGGGUACCAUCCUCAUCUCGGUGGGAUGUGCAGUUUUCAGUGCCCUUUUCGUCUGGUUCUUUGUAUGUCCCAGGAUGAAGAGAAAAAUCGAACGAGAAAUAAAGUCUAGUCCCUCUGAAAGUCCCUUAAUGGAAAAGAAGAACAACUUGAAAGAAGACCAUGAAGAAACAAAGAUGUCACUUGGCGAUGUUGAGAACGGGAAUCCCGUGUCUGAGGUGCCAUGUGCCACUGGGCCUCUUCGGGCUGUAGUGGAGGAGAGAACAGUGUCAUUCAAACUUGGGGACCUGGAGGAAGCUCCAGAGCGAGAGCGGCUUCCCAUGGACUUGAAGGAGGAGACCAGCAUAGAUGGUACCAUCAAUGGUGCAGUGCAGUUGCCUAAUGGGAACCUUGUUCAGUUCAGCCAAACUGUCAGCAACCAGAUCAACUCCAGUGGCCACUAUCAGUAUCACACCGUGCACAAAGAUUCUGGCUUGUACAAAGAGCUGCUCCAUAAGUUACAUCUGGCCAAGGUGGGAGACUGCAUGGGGGACUCUGGAGACAAGCCCUUGAGGCGCAAUAACAGCUACACUUCCUACACCAUGGCAAUAUGUGGCAUGCCCCUGGAUUCCUUCCGUGCCAAAGAAGGUGAACAGAAGGGGGAAGAAACAGAGACGUUGACAUGGCCUAAUGCAGAUACCAAGAAGCGGAUUCGAAUGGACAGUUACACCAGUUACUGCAAUGCUGUGUCUGACCUUCACUCUGAAUCUGAGAUGGACAUGAAUGUUAAGGCUGAGAUGGGUCUGGGUGACAGAAAAGGGAGUAGUGGCUCUCUUGAAGAGUGGUAUGACCAGGAUAAGCCUGAAGUCUCCCUCCUCUUCCAGUUUCUGCAGAUUCUUACAGCCUGCUUUGGGUCAUUUGCCCAUGGUGGUAAUGACGUCAGCAAUGCCAUCGGUCCUCUGGUUGCCUUGUACCUUGUUUAUGAAACAAAUGAUGUAUCUACGAAAGUGGCAACACCGAUCUGGCUUCUGCUUUAUGGUGGUGUUGGCAUCUGCACAGGGCUGUGGGUCUGGGGAAGAAGAGUUAUCCAGACGAUGGGGAAGGACCUGACACCAAUCACACCCUCCAGUGGCUUCAGUAUUGAACUGGCAUCUGCCCUCACUGUGGUCAUCGCAUCAAACAUCGGCCUUCCCAUCAGCACAACACACUGUAAAGUGGGCUCUGUUGUGUCUGUUGGCUGGCUCCGAUCCAAGAAGGCUGUCGACUGGAGACUGUUUCGCAACAUUUUUAUGGCCUGGUUUGUCACUGUCCCCAUUUCUGGGGUUAUCAGUGCUGCUAUCAUGGCAAUAUUCAAAUACAUGAUUCUGUAAGUGUGAAGCUGGGAUCAAAAUUUGUGUCAGCAUCUGGGACCACCACACACAUUCCUGUUCCUAGAAGAAUGCUCACAGUGUUGCCGAAGACAGACAAGGGUUAUAAAGUUUAGGAGCCAUGGGAGGAAAGUGUAAUUUACACUAUAAUUGCUUUUGUGCUAAAUAUGACUUGUCUCAAAAUUAGCUAUGUAAAAUAGCCGGGUUUCCAUCAGUUCAUUCUAAGGUCCCUUUUCUUCUGGGCUAUGAAUUCCUGUACAUAUUUCUCUACUUUUUGUAUCAGGCAUCAAUUCCAUUAUAUUUUAAUGUUGUCUGUAAGAUAAUUUAUGUGGGUUCUUUUUAAACAGCCAGGCAGAGCCAUUUAAUGGCACGUAUUCUGCUUUGUUGGCCUCACCAGCUUCUUCCCCAACAUGCACAGGGACUUAACAAACAUGUAACUGAAGCUUCCCUCGUAGUCUCUCAUAGAAAUAGUCACGGCACUCUGCCCCCUGUCGGUCGUAGCAGGUUCUGUUGACAUAUGAGGGAACUUAUUAGAGGGCCAAGAAACUUUGGCACAGUGAAAAUAAAAGUUUAUAGGAACUUCUUUGCAAGCAACUCAUGGACAUGUUGCUAAGAAGUAUGAAGACAAAGCCUCCUGGCAGUUGUGAUUCUUCCUUUUGAGAUUUUUGGCAGUGUGGGAUGGGUGAAUGAAGUGGGAUAUGAACUCUGGGCAAAUUCAAUGGGACAGCCUUCCAUGUUCAUCUGUCUACCUCUAACUGAAUAAAAAGCCUACAGUUUUU
Molecule: messenger RNA, 6428 nt
Organism: Alexandromys fortis (reed vole)
Lineage: Eukaryota; Metazoa; Chordata; Mammalia; Rodentia; Cricetidae
Gene: Polr1b
Product: RNA polymerase I subunit B
Exons: 9
Coding region: 4381-5652 (423 amino acids)
Biological process (GO): DNA-templated transcription; phosphate ion transmembrane transport
Cellular component (GO): nucleus; RNA polymerase I complex; membrane
Molecular function (GO): ribonucleoside binding; phosphate transmembrane transporter activity; DNA binding
Source: RefSeq, a predicted model, not a curated record